Messenger RNA from Linum tenue, 241 nucleotides. NCBI's taxonomy places the organism in Eukaryota, Viridiplantae, Streptophyta, Magnoliopsida, Malpighiales, Linaceae. The record is from the annotation of a GenBank genome assembly.
CCGCCGCAGCCCGCGCCGUCUCGCCUCCUCCUAGCGCCGCCUUGUCUCCGCCCGCCGCAGCCGCCCAACCCGCCGACGUCCUCCCAGCACACACAGUUGCAGCUCAGCUUUCAUGAUUUUUCAGAUUUAUCAACUAAACAGGUUUGUGUUUUCUGUUUUUUUCCUGUUGUGGUUGUACAUCUGUUUACACAACACCACUACAACCACAACAGCAACAAAAUGAUACUAAACGGGCCCUAAG